Molecule: messenger RNA, 888 nt
Organism: Phycomyces blakesleeanus NRRL 1555(-)
Lineage: Eukaryota; Fungi; Mucoromycota; Mucoromycetes; Mucorales; Phycomycetaceae
Exons: 5
Coding region: 1-888 (295 amino acids)
Source: RefSeq, a predicted model, not a curated record
AUGGCCAAUCUGUUUACACGGCUACCUAGUCUUAAAGUACUCUCGCGUCCUUCAAAUGCACGUAAAGAAGUGACAGUUUACAUCAAAGGAUUCCUUGCUGAAGGAGAUUCUCCCGAGAAUUUUGGAGAUUGGAUGCACUCCCAUCGGCUAUUGGUCCUUAGUCCUGCUCACAAAUGGGCUCCUUCAGCUCUAGGAAAUAGUGGUGGUAGUUCAAUUGACUAUUCAUGGCCAUCGGGGUCUGCCGUGUCCCAUAUACCGGUACCUUUGGCAACUUUAGGAUCGGUGGCUUAUGUGGUUGGUCGGAAUGUGCAGAGACUACGACAAUGGAAAUUACCAACACCUGCGUCAUUGAUGGGAGCGCUUGUGGUGGACGCUGGACUACACUGUGGACGCCUGGCCUACCAGUUCAAUACGGCAACAGUCGAGAGCAAAGAGCGCGCGGAAAUGCUUGCAGGCAGGUUGCUUGAACUACGAACCCGGCAUGAUUAUUUACGUGUCGUGAGUCACUCCUUGGGCUGUCGACAUUUAGUAGAGGCCUGUGCUCUAUUGUACCCCGAAGAGAGACCAGACGAGGUUCAUUUGUGUGCUCCUGCUUUGGUGGCCAGUGAUCUCGAGCGGUUUUUUGCUGGAGCGGAAAAAGGGCUGGGACGGGAAAACACGGUGAUUUAUUAUUCGGAGAAGGAUCUGACUCUGGGCGUGCUUCUGCGAGCGCUUCUGAUGGGACAGCAGGCUGUGGGUGAGAUUGGUCUUCCUGGAGUGACAUUGCCACCAUCAGUCCGAAUCAUUGAUUGCAGUCGGUCGCUUGGAGGAUUCUAUGUCGGUGCUCACACUGACUAUGCUGACAAGUUUCAUUUCUUUGCUUCUCCACGUUCACUUGCCAAAUUUUGA